Anopheles coustani is the source of this 3659-nucleotide messenger RNA. Its product is annotated as MOXD1 homolog 1. The transcript has 6 exons. Gene Ontology annotation, molecular function: dopamine beta-monooxygenase activity; copper ion binding. Lineage: Eukaryota; Metazoa; Arthropoda; Insecta; Diptera; Culicidae. The record is from RefSeq and is a predicted model, not a curated record. Gene Ontology annotation, cellular component: secretory granule membrane. Gene Ontology annotation, biological process: dopamine catabolic process; norepinephrine biosynthetic process; octopamine biosynthetic process. The coding region runs from base 28 to 2184 and encodes 718 amino acids.
CCGGGGCGACUUUCCGUCGUCGGAAUUAUGGUCCUCGUCAUCCCACUGCUGAGCCUGGCGCUGGUUCCGACCGUCGAUGGGGCCGCCGUGGCGGCAAGCAAGCUGGAACCCGUCCAUCACCGGUGGAGCCGCUCGGAGGCGAUGGACCCGAACGGGCUGUACACGCUCGAUUGGUACGUCGACCAGAAGGACAUCGUCUUCACGGCCACGGCCAACACGCGCGGUUUCAUGGGGCUCGGCUUUUCGCACCGAUCGGAGCGAAUGGCCGGCUCGGAUCUCGUCCUGGUGUGGGUGGACGAUCGUACCGGCAAACCCAACGUGCUGGAUUGCCAUGGCUCGAAGGAUAACCACCACGUGCCGGUGCAGGACGAUACGCAAAACUACCACAUCGAGAGUGGAUUCCAGAACCUGACGCAUACCAGUGUCACCUUCCGACGAGCGCUCGAGACUUGCGACCCACACGAUGUCAUCAUUGGGACGGAUACGAUGAAAAUACUCUGGUCGUACGGCGAUCGGGACCCGGUGGCGGGCAGUCUGAAGGGCCACGGGAAAAACCGAGGCGCCCGGUCGAUACACUUCCUCGGGCCAAUGUUCCGCCGGCCAGCCGACGCCCUGCAGCGGGAUGACCUGCGCCAGUGGGACGUCACGGUGAAGAACGUCUCCAUCGAUGCCAGCAUGGACACGCUCUAUUGGUGCAAGAUUCUCAAGGCACCGACGCUUCGCGAGAAGCAUCACAUCAUCGGCUACGAGGCACUGCUGACGAAGGAAAGCUCCACCAAACAACCGCUCGUGCACCAUAUGACCCUCUUCGAGUGUUCGAUCAACUCCUACCCCGGCUCGGACCCUAACUCCUGGGACGUUUGGGUAAAAAGCAGCGGCGCGGUGUGCAACAGCAACCUCCUAACGCCACGUGACUGGGAAUCGUGCAUUACACCGGUGGCAACGUGGGGCGUUGGGGCAUCCGGUCAGUUCCUGCCCGAGCACAUUGGCAUCCCGAUCGGGGGAGACAAGGGUGCACCGAAGUACUACAUGCUCGAGGUGCACUACGACAAUCCGCGCGCCAAGCGCGUUCUCGAUCACUCCGGCUUCCGGCUCCACUACACACGCCACGUCCGAAAGCACGACGCCGGCAUCAUGAUAUCGGGCGUGUCCGUCUCCGACACGCACAUGAUACCGCCGGGCCAGAAGCUGUACCGUAACGUCGGUAUCUGUGGCCCAUCGUGCACCGGAGCCGUCUUCCCGGCCGAGGGCAUCAAUAUCGUGUCGGCAGCACUGCACUCCCAUGUCGCCGGCCGUAAGAUGGCCCUGCGGCACGUACGCGAUGGUAAGGAGCUACCGCGGGUCGUGGAGGACGACAACUAUAGUCACAACUUCCAGCAGAUCCGUCAGCUGGAGAACGAAACGAAUGUACUGCCCGGAGACUAUCUAAUCACCGACUGCGCCUACGAGACCGUUGGACGACGACGGCCCACGCUCGGUGGGUACUCGACCAAACAGGAGAUGUGCCUGUCGUUUAUUACCUACUACCCCAAGAUUGAGCUGGCCGGCUGCUACAGCAUGACCCCGGUGAAGGAAUUCUUCGAGACGUUCGGUGUGUUUCAGUUCUACGCGAUGAACAUGACCGACGUGGAGAACCUGUUCCUCUACAAUGGCAACUUUCUCGAUCUGCUGCCGACGACCGUGUUCCCGAACUUUGCCCCCGGCGGUGACGUAGACGACGAGCAGAACCAGCUCGCGAUCAAGGCGCUCCAGAAUGCGAAAGAGUACAGCAUUGUCGAUGAGGAGGACAUCCUGUACCGGGAGUCAAUACUGAACCGAUUGAUCAUCUCCGACCCGGUAGAGUUCCAUGAUCGUACCUUCCUGUCGCACCUGAACCAGCUACCGUGGUCCGAGCCACUGUUUACGCGCCGGGUCGAGCAGAGCAUUCUCACCGGCAAGCAUAUGACGUUCUGCCGGGUGUCGAGUGCUUCCCUUUCGGUGGCCUCGGAAAUAUUCAAAUACCCUGCCUUUGACACGUUCGUCAAAGAACCGAGCCAGUGCCCGUACCAUCUGUUUAUGGAGCUUGCGAACCACGCUUCCACGGCCACCGUGCGCACGAUGUCCAGCACGAAACUGCUUAUUUUGGCCCUCGUGCUCGUCCUUUAUCGACGAUUACAUUCCAGGACCGCCGCGUUCCAUCACUAGCAGCAGCCACCGCUCGCAACAUAGAGUUUCUUCUUUUUCCCGGCUCACUAAAAUCGGAACAACGCCUUAAUGGCCACCUCCAAGUCCAAGGAAUUUGGGUGAGGAUUGUGUCCCCGGGCCGGGAAUUAUGAAAACUCUAGCAACAGCAAUUUUGCCGGCCAACCGUUUGGCAGUUUCACACUCUUAUUUAUUACCAUUCCCCGUUCCCGUUGCAAGAGGGCUUUCUUUUCAGCGGCCUACCUGUGUGCGGCGUUGUGAUGACGCAGGUCUUGUCCAUGUUGCUCCUACCGAAAGGGUAGCCACGAGCGUGCUCUACGCGAGGUAGCAUAAAUCACGCCACGCGCAUAUUUGGCCCCUGUUUCCCGCCCCUUCCCUCGUUAUAAUGUUAUUUAAUAAGCUGUACGACUAUAAUUUCCUCUAAUUUAUUAACUACCGCCACGUUCUAUUGUGUAAUUCGCGUAUUAUUGCUUUCGUUGCCUUUUAUUGUCAUGAUUAGUCUUUGCUUGUGCCGCUGCAUCUACACGCGCUUGCGGAAUACGCACCAGAUUCUUUUUUUUUUAUUUGCUAGAAUCUAUUCCGUUAAGCACCAGACCACCCCGACCAGGGCUUCCCUAUGGCACGAUUAUAUUAAUCUUCGUUUUGUUCCGAACAAUUAUUGGCAUUGACAGGCAUCUGAUUUAAGGACAUGCCCUGUUCGAAGUUCUCAGCAAUGCCGGUACUGACCAUCCAAGAAAAUCAUGCGAAGAAAACAAAUGUAUGAAGCUACGGAGAUGGUAGAAUGGAUUUUUCUAUUCAUCAGGAUGAGCUAUUGGUCCAUUUCCUCGAUGCAUUAUUAAUUUGUACAAAGUCACAGGGUAUGUCGUCCUACGAGUCCUCGGAAAAUAUGUGUUUACUUUGUAAACUACGGCCAUAAAUUUGGCCAGCUAAAUUUUUACACGCUUAUCAUACUGACCACAGCCACUGUUCAGAUCGCAUGGGAAGUUUUGGUUGGGAGUGCGGUUUAAGACGUAACGGAUUAGAAAUGCCAAAGGUUAAAUCGUUAUACAUACAUCCCGCUAAAGGAUCUUGAAUGUAAACGAAGCAUUAGGUUAAGAAAUCUCACCCAUUAAUUGAAUAAUCCCAACAAACUAUCCAUAAGACAGGACACAUCGGCUGUAGAUAAGUGAGUGGCAAAUCUGUCAUCAUCAGUGCGUUGACGAUCAACGAUCAGGCCCAUACAGUAUAAGUUAAAAACGUAAAAGCUGCUGCCGAUAUUCUUCCCCCGGGAGCUCUGUUAAAAUGCCCCAAUGGGGGGAGGAAAAUGCUAGUGUUUGUAAGUUGAGUUUAAUAAGUGAUACUAGCAAGUCAUGAAAACAUUCAAAUGCAUUUAGAAUACUUUAGGAACAGUAUUUUUGUGUAAAAUAAUCUUUUAAUUCCACUAUAACAUAAAACUUUAGCUUAAGUCAUCUUUGAUUGUACAAGAGAGAAAAUCAAUA